AUGACCGUCCCCGGUUCGCCGGUUUCUCCCGGUGCAAGCAAGAUGAGCAGCGUGCCGUGGAAGCGGCUGGAGCUCGCCGCGCUGUGCGCCUACGCGGUGGUGUUCUACAGCGCCAUGGUCCAGAGGUCGCUUCGCCUCGCCCGCGAUUACUCCGGGAAACUCUACGGCCUAAGAGCUGGAUCAAUCCCCGGCCGUCUGAACGACUCGUCUGACGCGCAAUGGAGAAACUUCCGUGGGAACUUACCUAUUCUCACCGUUGUAAUGGCUGCAUUUCUGAUCGUGGCGAAAGGGCUGCGAUACGGCUGUAGCUUGAAGGGCAGAGGGGCCUCGUUGGUCUGGCUUAUAUUGUCCCUGAUCUAUCUAUGCUACCUACAUGGUGCUUGUGUUGGCUUCAUUCUUGUAAUAGCAGGGGUUAAUUACGCCAUAGUCAAGUUAUUUGCUCGAUAUAAAUAUUGCACUGGCAUCAUAUGGAGCUUCAACUUAGCUAUGCUUACACUUAACCGGGUCUACGAAGGCUAUUCAUUCUCAUUGUUCGGGCAACAACUGGCUUUCCUUGAUAACUAUCGGGGUACAUUUCGAUGGCACAUAUGCUUCAAUUUUGUUGUAUUACGGAUGAUUAGCUUUGGAUGUGAUUACUGCUGGACACUUAGUUCGUCUCACUUUGAUCACAAGAAACACAUGCAGAAAUGUGAAGUUUGUUAUUCCGGCAAGACAUGCUACUUUGCUUUGCAGGAGAAAGGACUCAGCGUUGACAAAUACACAUUCCUAACAUAUUUAUGCUACCUAACAUAUGCUCCACUCUAUAUUGCUGGACCUGUUGUAAGCUACAACGCAUUUGCAGCUCAGUUAGAUGUACCUCAGAAAAAUUAUUCAGUUGGGCAGAUAUGUUGUUAUGGACUAAGGUGGAUCCUAAAUUUCCUUCUAAUCGAAGUCAUGACACACUUUUUCCAUUACAACGCGUUUGUAGUCAGCCGAUUAUGGCGGCAGUUGGCACCGUUUGAGAUCUUCAUCAUUAGUUAUGGGGUGUUGUUCUUUAUGUGGUUAAAAUUCUUCCUUAUUUGGCGCUACUUCAGGUUCUGGUCACUGGUAGGAGGAGUUGAGACACCUGAAAACAUGCCUAGGUGCAUAAAUAAUUGUCCUGACCUGGAGAGUUUCUGGAAAAGCUGGCAUGCUUCCUUUAACAGAUGGCUGGUCAGGUACGUUUACAUACCUCUUGGUGGGUCUCGAAGAAAACUAAUUAGUGUCUGGAUUGUAUUCACAUUCGUAGCAGUCUGGCAUGACCUGGAAUGGAAACUUAUUUCAUGGGCAUGGUUAACAUGCUUAUUUUUUGUCCCUGAAAUAGUGAUCAAGUCUUUUUCCAACAACUUCCAGGCAAAAAGUACCCUUGGGCGGUUCAUUCAUCGUGAAUUAUGUGUAAUUGCUGGUGCUGUGACAGUCAGCUCCCUUAUGGUGGCAAACCUUGUUGGCUACGUUGUAGGGCCGUCAGGCAUUAAGGUUCUGAUGUCGCGGAUGCUCCACAAGGAUGCCCUUCCUGCACUUGGCAUCAUAUUCUCUACUUUCUAUGUGGGCGUCAAGUUAUCUUCCAUAUACGGGACGCUAGAAAGACUUAACGGGUGA
This is a messenger RNA of Triticum turgidum subsp. durum (durum wheat), 1617 nucleotides long. Lineage: Eukaryota; Viridiplantae; Streptophyta; Magnoliopsida; Poales; Poaceae. The record is from the annotation of a GenBank genome assembly.